UUAAUUUAAUUAUAGCCUCUCCUCUUCAAUUGCCCACCUAAUCAUUCUGUCCUGUUUUAGAGCUCCGGUCAUUGGAGUUAGAUUAAAGAGCAGCUGUUGAUUCUUGCCUGUCUGUGUGUCUUCUUCUUUCUCUCUGAUUGAUUUGUCUGAGAAUUUGCUUUUUGUCGUUGAGCUGCAGCAAUUGCAAGUUGUCAAAGCUGGGUUUUUUAUUUUUCCAGUCCGUCCACUGUUUAGAUGAUUGUGACUGAGGUUUGAUCAUGCACUAGUGAGAUUCCUUCUGCCCUGCAUAUAUAGCUACAUCUUGGUUUGGUUUCAUCGUUUAAUGUGAACUCUUGUUCCUCGGCCGAUUUCCGAGCUUUCUGUCAAGUGUUGAGGUUUUUAAAGCCUCUUGCGAUGUUCUUCCUUCAUGUUGACCUCUAGCUCAUCAGUCGGGUCGAUUUCGAUUCCCUGUCCUAUCAUGUUCGCUUCGUGUUAUUAUUGCUAUAGCAGUCGCGUAUGUCGCUCGCUUGCUGUCUUCCGAUCGUUGAGACUGUCUACUGCCUUGCGUGCGCCCGCUGGGUGUGGAACAAGUGCCUCUAUACAGCCGGCUAUGAGAGUGAGAACUGGGGCCCGGCCACUGCUGAGGAAUUCGAGCCCGUGCCUCGGCUCUGCCGCUUCCUGCUAGCCUCCUACGAGGAGGACCUCCGGAACCCCAUCUGGGCCCCACCUGGUGGAUACGGGAUUGAUCCCGACUGCGUCAUCCUUCGCAAGGACCAUGAGCGCACCCAGGGCCAGGCCCCACCCUACUUUCUGUACUUGGACCAUGAUCACUCCGACAUAGUUUUGACCAUUCGAGGGCUUAACUUAGCUAGGGAGAGCGACUACGCGGUUCUACUAGAUAACAAGUUAGGGCAAGCGAAGUUAGAUGGAGGUUACGUGCAUAACGGGCUACUGAAGGCUGCCAAUUGGGUCUUUGAUGCGGAGAAGGAAGUUUUGCAGCAACUACUUGUGAGGUUUAAUGAAUAUACUCUUACUUUUGCCGGCCACUCCCUUGGGGCGGGAGUGGUCGCUCUGCUCACAAUUGUGGCCAUACAGAACCGAGAGAAGUUGGGAAACAUCGAUAGGAGGAGGAUCAGGUGCUUUGCGAUUGCUCCUGCUCGGUGCACAUCACUGAACUUGGCCGUCCGAUAUGCAGACGUGAUCAACUCGGUGGUUUUGCAGGACGAUUUUUUGCCUCGGACAACCACUGAUUUGGAAGACGUCUUCAAAUGCUUUUGCUGUUUACCGUGUUUGUUAUGCGUACUCUGCUUGAAGGAUACAUGCACUAUACAGGAGAACAAGCUUAGAGACCCAAGGCGACUCUAUGCUCCAGGGCGCCUCUACCACAUUGUUGAGCGAAAGCCAUUCAGGUUUGGAAGGUUUCCUCCUGUAGUGAAAACAGCUGUGCCUGUGGAUGGGAGAUUCGAGCAUAUGGCUCUCUCUUGCAAUGCGACUUCUGAUCACGCGGUCAUUUGGAUAGAGAGAGAAUCUCAAAGGGCUCUUGAAUUAAUGCUGGAGAGAGAGAAGGCAAUGGACAUACCUGCGAGCCAGAGAAUGGAGCGGCAGAAGUCCAUCGCCCGGGAGCACACCGAGGAGUACAAGGCAGCUCUUCAGAAGGCCGUGGAUUUGCAUAUCCCUUCUGUGUACCCUCCAUCCUCUUCCCAGUAUGGAACGUUUCAGGAAACCGAAGAAGGGGAGAACUCAAGCGGACUGAGUGGAGAGGCCUCUUCCCUGUCAUCCAAGAAGAGGACGCAGAGUUGGCAAGAAUUCAUGGAGCGGCUAUUUGACGUGGACGACUCGGGGCAGAUGGUGUUCAAGAAGCCAUAGAUUUGAUUCUUUCCGGCAAAACCUGAUUCUUUGAUUCAGAUUUUGUAAUUAAACCAGGUGCAAUGUUAAAUUGCAAUGGCACUCUCCGAUAGAUGGAAUGGGACAUUUAUGUAUAUCUAAUGCCCUAGUAAAAGUCUUUUUAUGAAAA
Punica granatum (pomegranate) is the source of this 1993-nucleotide messenger RNA. The record is from RefSeq and is a predicted model, not a curated record. Lineage: Eukaryota; Viridiplantae; Streptophyta; Magnoliopsida; Myrtales; Lythraceae.